AGUGUGUUGGUCACUGAGGGAGGCGGCUGCCGAGUGACGAUGCUGGAUGGGAAGGACUUUGUAGCGCUGCUGAGGCAGUAACCGAGAAGGAACGCAGCAGCGUCCAACUGCUUCUUGUCAUCUCUCUCCCUCUCUCUGAACACAUUUUUUUUUUGGCUCGGACUGCAUUGCAUUUACAGCAGCUUGUUUCACCCCCCCUUCAAAAAAGAAAAUCCUUUUAACAAUCUCGACUUUUUUUUGCCUCUUAUAAUCCUCUUGGCGAUUUGAGACGCGAAGCAAACCGAGCACUUGUACACACUUUGGAUACAGACAGGCAGAUCUAUUUUUCAGGGGUUUUUGGAACAGAUUUAUCUUGUUGGAUUUCCCCCCCUUUUUUUUGGUCGCUUGGAGUUUUGCCUGCACCAGGUUGCCGUUUGUGGAAGUGUUUUUUUUCUUGUGUGUGCUUGCGUUGGAGGCUCGGCUCGGACUCGCUAUGCGGCUGUGUGUGGUGUUCUCUCCGGCCAGAAUGGGAUCUGGCCCCGGCUCUCAACUGACGGGCUUUUACCCCGGCAGGUGGCUCAUAUUACUCGCGCUCAGGUUACUUUUCCUUGUGCCUGCAGGGGAGCCGGUCGGGCGCAGUGACAGCAACAUCCCCAAAGCAAUGGACAACGUGACGGUGAGGCAAGGCGAGAACGCCGUUCUCAGGUGCUUAAUUGACAUUGGUGUGACACGUGUGGCAUGGCUGAAUCGCUCUAGCAUACUCUACGCAGGAAAGGACAAGUGGUCACUAGACCCUCGAGUGGUUUUAGUGACAAACAGCAAAACAGAAUACAGCAUUCAGAUAAUGUCCGUGGAUGUGUACGAUGAAGGCCCUUACACUUGCUCAGUUCAAACCCGGAACCAUCCCAGGACAACUCGGGUGCAUAUAAUUGUACAAGUUCCACCAAAAAUUGUCAACAUUUCCAGCAGUGUCUCUGUGAAUGAGGGCAGCAAUGUGACACUUCUGUGCCUCGCUAUUGGACGACCAGAGCCCACCGUGACAUGGCGCCACGUUUCUCCAACAGCUCGAGGUUUUGCCAGUGAUGAAGAAUAUUUGGAAAUCACAGGAAUUGCAAGGGAAGAUGCUGGUGAAUAUGAGUGCAGCGCCUAUAACGAUGUGUCAUCUGCUGAUGUGCGCAAAGUACAAGUAACAGUAAACUAUCCACCAUUGAUCCUUGAAACAAUGAAUGUUGGCGCAGCAGUAGGGCAUAAGGGAAUCCUCCAGUGUAAAGCGUAUGCUGUUCCAUCGGCAGACUUUGAAUGGUACAAAGAAGACCGAAGGCUUUUAAAUGGACUCAAUGGUAUAGAAAUUAAGAAAAAUGGAAAUAUAUCUGUGCUUACUUUCUUUAAUGUUUCGGAAGAGGACUAUGGAAACUACACCUGUGUUGCAAUGAACAAACUUGGCGCUUCAAAUACAAGCAUUCUUCUCUUUGAAGUAAGUGAGCCUACGAGCUCGACCCAGAUUCAAGGUCCUGGAGCAGUGCUUGAUGGGAAUAACCGUGCACCUGCAGGAAUGACUCCAUCACUAUGGCUACUGGUGAUACUCUUCGUCCACUUCCUCUUCAAAUUUUGACGUGGCAUGCCACCAUUAAACAGCGCACUGCCUCUAACCAGAACAGAACAAAUAAACUUUGCCCUGCACAGGUUGUGCACAGGCUAUAAAACAUCGCGUAUAGGUUCUGUGCUGACAAGUAUUUGUUUUUUGUGAGUCCAUACUGAUAUUUUCCCUCUGUUGGCUGCAGGGCGCUGGUGCAUAUUUGCUGUCAGAACUGUUAGUUCGGUUACUGUUGAUUUUCCAAUUUUUAAUCCUCCAUGUUUAGCUGAUGUAGUGUUUACAUAUGUUAUGCUUUUAAUGAUGUUUAUUUAUGCAGGUACCUUUCCCUCACGUAUGUAAAGCUGUCUGUGGUUUUACUGGGUGGAUAAUAUAAAUUACCUGUAUACUAUUUGUAGACUACCAGUAAAUAAUGUAAUAUGCCUGUAGACCAUUGGCUAAUUAACAGGUGGACCGUAGCCCAUUGGCUAGCUGAGCAAACAUUUAGCAAAUAAGCUGCACACUUAUAAUAAAAGGGGCAGUUUUACAUUAAAGUUUAAGGAUCUUUAUCUUAGAACAAUUCUAUUUCAGAAAUAUAUCUCACUAACGUUUAGGCCCAUGUUGACUAUCACCAUAAUAUAUUAAUUGUGGAAACUAAUACAAUUGUAUCUGUCAUGUACGUUCAAGUAAAUAUAUAAUUCCUCACUUUCCAUUUGAUUGUGUAUUAUGUGUGCACAUAACUAUAUUUCUGCACUGAGUCCAAUAUACUUACAAAACCUGGUGAAGGCUUUUCCUGUGCUGUAUUGUAACUUGGCCAGAAUUGUUAACCAGUCACGAGAAUGAUGCCAUUUGAAAUUCAUCCAGAGAAGGCCUUUCCAGCAUUCUGUACUAUUGGUGUUUCCAAGUUUCUGUGUUACUAGUUUAUGAAAAGGGAAGCCAUGUGAUUGCUUAAAGCUGCAGUAUCCCUUUUAUUUUGUUGGCAUGAUGCAUUUCAAUGAGAAAUUAAAUGUAAACAAUGGU
Molecule: messenger RNA, 2569 nt
Organism: Hypanus sabinus (Atlantic stingray)
Lineage: Eukaryota; Metazoa; Chordata; Chondrichthyes; Myliobatiformes; Dasyatidae
Gene: opcml
Product: opioid binding protein/cell adhesion molecule-like
Exons: 8
Coding region: 473-1591 (372 amino acids)
Cellular component (GO): neuron projection
Source: RefSeq, a predicted model, not a curated record